AUGUUCCUGAAGGCUGUGGCCCUGACCCUGGCCCUGGUGGCUGUCACCGGUGCCCGGGCUGAGGUCAAUGCUGAUCAGGUGGCCACUGUGGUGUGGGACUACUUCAGCCAGCUGAGCAACAAUGCCAAGGAGGCUGUGGAACACAUCCAGAAGUCUGAACUGACCCAGCAGAUCAACGCCCUCUUUCAGGACAAACUUGGGGAAGUGAACACCUACACAGACGACCUGCAAAAGAAGCUGGUGCCCUUUGCCACAGAGAUGCAUGAACGCCUGACCAAGGACUCCACGAAGCUGAAGGAAGAGAUUCAGAAAGAGCUGGAAGCGCUGCGGACCCAUAUGCAACCCCACGCGGAGGUGGUGAGCCAGAAGAUCGAGGAAAAUGUGCGCGAGCUGCAGCAGCGCUUCGGCCCCUACACCGAGGAGCUGCGCACCCAGGUCAACGCGCAGACCCAGCAGCUCAAGCAGCAGCUGAGCUCCUACGCUCAGCGCAUGGAGACCGCGCUGCGCGAGAAUGUGGACAACCUGCAGACCUCCCUGUCUCCCUACGCCGAGGAGUUCAAGGCCAAGCUCGACCAGAAUGUGGAGGAAAUCAAGGGGCGCUUGACACCCUAUGGGGAUGAGCUCAAGGUCAAGAUCGACCAGAAUGUGGAGGAGCUGCGCCGCAGCCUGGCUCCCUUUGCAAAGGACGUGCAGGAGAAGCUCAACCACCAGCUCGAGGGCCUGGCUUUCCAGAUGAAGAAGAACGCCGACCAGCUGAAGACCAAGAUCUCCGCGCGCGCCGACGAGAUGCGGCAGAGGCUGGAGCCCCUGGCGGAGGACGUGCGCGGUAAGCUGAGGGGCAACACGGAGGAGCUGCAGAAGUCUCUGACUGAGCUGAGCAGCCAGGUGGACCAGCAGGUGGAGGCCUUCCGCCGGAGCGUGGCGCCCUAUGGCGAGACCUUCAACAAAGUUAUGGUCCAGCAGGUGGAGGAGCUCAGGCAGAAGCUGGGCCCCUACGCGGGGGAGAUGGAAGACCACUUGAGCUUCCUGGAGAAGGAUCUGCGCGACAAGGUCAACUCCUUCUUCAGCACCCUCAAGGAGAAAGAGAGCCAGGACCAGCCCCUGGCCCUCCCCCAGGAGGAGCAGCCCCCAGCCCUGGCCGAGAGCUGA
Molecule: messenger RNA, 1149 nt
Organism: Talpa occidentalis (Iberian mole)
Lineage: Eukaryota; Metazoa; Chordata; Mammalia; Eulipotyphla; Talpidae
Gene: APOA4
Product: apolipoprotein A4
Exons: 3
Coding region: 1-1149 (382 amino acids)
Biological process (GO): high-density lipoprotein particle assembly; cholesterol biosynthetic process; very-low-density lipoprotein particle remodeling
Cellular component (GO): extracellular region; high-density lipoprotein particle; chylomicron
Molecular function (GO): phosphatidylcholine-sterol O-acyltransferase activator activity; phospholipid binding; cholesterol binding
Source: RefSeq, a predicted model, not a curated record